CCGCCAUAAAACCCCUCCACACUCCGCUCACAUACCUUUCUCUCUUCUCUCUGUUCAUCUUUCUCUCUCUAAAAACGUGAGCUCAAUUAGAAGCUUCUCUCUCUUUCUGGUUUUGCCGAAAGAAUUUGAGAUAAACAUUUUGGCUGCAAUCUUACACAUUCACCCGCUAUAUGAGACUCUAGCUAUUCGCUUUUCUGCUCUUGUUUUUUGUUUUCUUUUUCCCCUACUGUUGGAAGUGAAUUUUCCCCUUUCUCUUGAUGCUUAAGAGAGCAAAGAGUAGCGAAGUGUAUUAUCUUUAGCUUCACUUGAGAUUGCGGAGUUGAAUCCUGCUUUGGGAUUAAUAGUGAAAGUUUGCAACUUGAAUAAAAAAGAAACACAAUUAGGAUGUUCACCAACAACACCAACUCCCUCGACUUCAAAAACUUUGAUUCUCAACUCGAAUCAUUUAGUAAAAACCCUCAUAUCCUCAUGCACGAGGCCUGUCCCUCCCGCAAUAAACAUUUCAGAAAUUCAAACUUUGUAAACUACUAGCAAAAACUUGUACUCUUAGUUUCCUCUUUACCUUGUAGCCCGGUAGCCCCUUUUUGCACUCUAGGGGUUAGUUAAGGUUUAAAAUAAAUGUUAAUUAUAUAAUACCGUGUAAUCACAUUCACCACUCGUGGCUUGUGAGUCAUAGUAUUGUGUAUACUAGAGCCUCUUAUUUUUCAGACAAACAAAAAUGGUGCCGCAAGGCCCCCCGAACCCUCUUGGCGGAGGCCAGCCCAUCCCACCAUCCCUUUUGAGAUCGAAUUCCGGGCUUUUGGGCGGACAAGGGCCCGGAAUCCCUUCACAAAACGCAUUCCCUUCGUUAGUUUCCCCACGCAACCAGUUCAAUAACUUGAACAUGCUCGGCAAUAACAACGUUUCAUCAUUGCUACACCAGUCGUUUGGUAACGGGGGCCCGGGUAGCUCUCAUCAUGGGCUCGUCGACAGUGGGCCCGACUCUAGCAUGGGGAAUGGGAUGGGUUUCGCUACUCCGACCUCUUCCUAUCUCUCUUCGCCCGUCACAGCCAAUGAGAACCCCUCCAGUCAGGUUCAGGGUCAACAGCACCAGUUCCCAAACAUAUCCGUUAUUCAAAAACAGCUCGACUCGCAAAAUUUUCAACAUAACAAUGGCAGUAAUCAGCCGCAACAGCAGUUUCAGGGGAUGCGGCCUGGUAUGGGACCUGUGAAGCUCGAGCAGCAAAGUACAGCCAAUGAGCAAGCAUCACAGCAGCAAUUUCAGGGUCUGAGGAAUAUGGGUUCUGUUAAAAUGGAGGCACAACAGAUGCAGAACAUGGGUAUGGGUAUGAGCUCGGUUAAAAUGGAAUCACAGCAGAUACCGAGCAUGAGGGGCUUGGGUCCCGUCAAAUUGGAGUCCCAACAUUCGGACCCGUCUUUAUUCUUGCAGCAGCAGCAGCAGCAACAACAGCUGAUUAGACAGUCGUCUCAAGCGGCAGCAGCAGCUCAGAUUUUGCAUCAACAGAGGCUCAUACAGAUGCAACAGCAGCAGCUUUUGAAAGCCAUGCCUCAGCAGAGGUCACCAAUCCAACAACAGCAGCAGCAGCAAUUUCAACAGCAGAACUUGACAAUUAGGUCCCCCGUGAAACCGGUUUACGAGCCCGGGAUGUGUGCACGAAGGCUGACACAUUACAUGUAUCAACAACAACACAGACCUGAAGACAAUAAUAUUGAGUUCUGGAGAAAAUUUGUUGCUGAGUAUUUUGCGCCCAAUGCAAAGAAGAAAUGGUGUGUUUCGAUGUAUGGAAGUGGUCGCCAAACUACGGGAGUUUUCCCUCAGGAUGUUUGGCAUUGUGAAAUUUGCAACCGCAAGCCUGGCCGUGGGUUUGAGGCAACUGUUGAGGUUUUGCCCAGACUCUUCAAAAUAAAAUACGAAAGUGGUACUAUAGAAGAGUUGCUCUACGUUGAUAUGCCACGAGAAUACCAGAACUCCUCUGGGCAAAUUGUUUUGGACUAUGCAAAAGCGAUACAGGAGAGUGUCUUUGAGCAACUCCGUGUGGUUCGUGAUGGUCAGCUUCGGAUUGUAUUCUCUCCUGAUCUUAAGAUAUGCUCUUGGGAGUUUUGUGCUCGACGCCAUGAAGAGCUUAUUCCUAGAAGAUUAUUGAUUCCUCAGGUUGGACAACUUGGCAAUGCUGCCCAGAAAUACCAGGCUGCUACCCAGAAUACAUCAGCCAAUAUCAAUGUUUCGGAGCUACAAAACAACUGCAAUAUGUUUGUUGCUUCAGCCCGUCAACUGGCCAAAGCUUUGGAAGUUCCAUUGGUAAAUGAUUUGGGAUAUACAAAGAGAUAUGUCCGAUGCCUGCAGAUAUCAGAAGUGGUGAAUAGCAUGAAAGAUCUUAUUGAUUACAGCCGUGAAACUGGUUCAGGCCCUAUGGAAAGCUUGAAGAAAUUUCCUCGAAGAACAAACCCAUCACCUGCAUUUCAAGGCCAAAGUCAUAGUCAACAGCAAGAGGCGGCCCAGCUACAUCAGCAGCAGCAAACAAUGGGCCAAACGGCCCAAACCUCAAACAACGAUAAUAACCCCAUCCAGCCCACAAGUGCCAAUAAUACCACAAUCCACUCAGCCGGGCCCACGAAUCCAUCCACCGGGCCCAUCGCCAAUCUCCUCCAUCAGAAUUCAAUCAACUCUCGGCCCACCCAAAACCCAAUACCCGGCCCGAAUAACCCCUCUUAUGUAGUCAACAACACCGUGCAAAUGCCUUCCCCCGGUGGCUCAUCAUGUACCAUGCCACAGGCUAAUAACCCCACUCCUUCCCCUUUCCAUUCCCCAACACCAUCCUCGUCCAACAACAACAACAACAACAAUAAUAAUAAUAAUCCUCAUCCAAUAGCAAGCACGGUGAACUCGCCGAACAUCCCGGGCCAACAACAAAGCCUCCUUUCUAACGAUGGGAAUGACGCAAACGACCCCCAGAGCUCGGUGCAGAAAAUCAUACACGACAUGAUGAUGUCAUCAUCAUCCCAGAUGGGAUUGGGUUCGAUGGGCAGCGAGAUGAAGAAUAAUGUGAAUGGAGUUUUGUCGUCGUCAGGUUCAGGCGGCAAUGUUCUCAUGGGAAGUGGCGUUGGUAAUGGACAUAGUGUAAUGGGGGUUUCGGGCUUUGGAGGUAUGCAUAAUGGGCCGGGCCAGUUGACCAUGGUCAACGGGAUCCGGGCAGCCCUUGGUAAUAAUAACGGGCGGGUGGGAAUGGGUCGAGAGCAGGGGAUUAUGAAUCCACAGCAGCAGGAUAUGAGUAGCCAGCUGCUUGCUGGCUUUGGGGCGGUCAACGGUUUUAACAACCUACAGUUUGAUUGGAAAACAUCUCCAUGA
Molecule: messenger RNA, 3346 nt
Organism: Striga asiatica
Lineage: Eukaryota; Viridiplantae; Streptophyta; Magnoliopsida; Lamiales; Orobanchaceae
Source: the annotation of a GenBank genome assembly